Molecule: messenger RNA, 1981 nt
Organism: Nicotiana tabacum (common tobacco)
Lineage: Eukaryota; Viridiplantae; Streptophyta; Magnoliopsida; Solanales; Solanaceae
Source: RefSeq, a predicted model, not a curated record
UACUGUUUCAUUACGAUAACUUUUAUUUUGCAGAAUUAUUAUUUACAAAUACAGCAAUAUUGCCGGGAAUAACAUUUCGUGCCUAAAAAGAUUGAACAAAUUGAGACUUUGUCUAUAGAUUCUAAGGAAAUUUUCGAUGCAACGAAGAUAAACUCUGAUUCAGACGAUGGAGAAUCAGAGGAGGACCAGUGAGGCUGCACUAAGGUGGAGAAAAAUUUAAGCAACAAUGCAGAUCAGGUGGUUGUUAAAAAUCCUCAACAAAAUACCAACGAACAACUCAUUCGAUUUGCACCUAUGAUUAUGGAUCCUUUUGCUAGCUUGGUCCCAGGGAAAAACCGAUCCAAACCGAACCAUGAACACCCCUAGGUGUGACAAUGGGCGGGGACAUAAUCUUCCUGGAUUUUUGUUGUGCAAAUUGCGAGUGCCUGCUCGGGAGGAGAAAGUACAGGGGGUGCUCCAGUCAAUUGCUCAAAGUUACUCCAAGCAGUCACCAAAUAUUCGGGUCAAUAGAGUCGUUAGGCUCUUGUUUGCGAUGUCUAGUCUAGUUCAUAAAGCAAGAUCUACUUCGCCAUAUAUUAUUUUUGAUCCUGGUGGGGUUAAUACUUCUCUUUGUGCGACGAGCGAGCAAUUGCUCUUUAGAUUAGUGAAAUACCUCACCAUAGAAUAUUAUGAUGCCACGCAACAUCACAUGAAGAUGCAGCCCGCAGCAGCUGCACUUGCUGCCAUGUUACAUGAGUGGGAAGUACUAGAAUUGAGGAGUGCGUAUAAAUUGAAGCUUCAGGCAGUGCAAGGUGUUGGUUACAUAUUUUCCGGUGUCACAAAAAAUGGUGCAAUCGAGAGAUAUGGUGGAGAGGAAGCUUCUAAAACUGUUUAUCCGUAUUUCAAGGUGGAUAAUUUUAGCGUCGACAGGUCUGAACAUGUUAAGGGGUGGUGUCUGUAUUAUAGUGCUUUCAGAAUUCCUUUUGAUCCUAGUAGUGCUCUUGAUGGAGUUCUCGGCAUCCAAUUAUCCGAGGCAAUUCCUUCAUUGUGGCAUAUCAUGUGAAUAUUGCUUUUGAUAGAGAAGGAAAUGACUUUACUGUGACCACAACGGAUUCCACUGCGGACUCCUUUCCACUAGUGCAAGCUAACACAAUGGCUCUUUCCUUUUCACCAGAAACUUAGGCCGAAGAAGAAUGGACAGCUAGGGGCAUUGUAGAUACUAUCACCAUUUUGAUAAGCUAUAUGAGGAUUUCUAUUUCUAUAUGCAUUACAUUGGGUGAUAAUCCAUGCUUAUCCUCUUCUUAUAAUUCAUUACAGUUAAAGGCUUUGACUGAUUGGGAAAUUUACAAUAACUUGGUGGGAGAGUUUCAAGUACAGCAAAAAGUCAGUUUCCAUUUAACCAAGUUUAUGAUUUGGUUGAGGUUAGCUACUAGAAUGUUUACCUGGGAUCUCUCAUUUAGCUUACGGCUAAAUGCUUCUACAAGGUGGCAAGCAAAGACAUAUACAUGGCAGAUUACAAUGGCAGUCCAGUUAACACAUCUGGUGCUAUCUAUUAAGGGACACAAUGACCAAUGUUUUGAUUGGUUCAUAACAAAUGUAUUAGAUCAUAUAUUUUCCUCAAGGCGUAAAGCAUGCCUUGGUUUUGAGAUAAUUGGUUGGGAGCUUGUGAGCAUCAAUAUUCUUGACUUGAACCUUGAGGAUAAGAUUCUUAUUGAGGACGGGAGUAUUGUUAUGAAUCAAUACCAGCCCAAUCUCACACAAGUAGCUAUUGGGCUGACUAGAGUUAUUGGGCCGAGAACAAGCAGCAGGGCCAGAUUAAUUUGUUAUCCUGGUUGAGUAGUAGGUGUAAGAAUGGUUCUAUUAUAAGGGCUGAUGGUCUGUGAUUUGGGGUUAUGCAUAUUGUUAGAGUAAAAUGUCUGUUUCACCUCAUUUUCCUUCUCGAGUGUUCUGUAUCCUCUCAUCCCCAUUCUUAGUCUGAGCUUCUCAUCCCUUCUUCUCUAUU